Molecule: messenger RNA, 270 nt
Organism: Leptosia nina
Lineage: Eukaryota; Metazoa; Arthropoda; Insecta; Lepidoptera; Pieridae
Source: the annotation of a GenBank genome assembly
AUGGAGUCGCCGCCUUCGUUUUCUACACACUCCGAAGCGCCCCCGUUAAGCGAAGACAGUGGCUUACUCAUUACAAGUGGCUCGUUUUCCAGUGAUUCUGCGAGUGGAUGGCACCACAUCGCGUCGGAGAUUAACAGGCGCAGCGAUCUUGGCCCAUACCCAGAGGGAAUACGGAACCCCUUUUACACUGUAGAAAUUGCAUUAAAUAAGGUUUCUAUUGUGGCAGUAGGAGAAGAGUCUUCGUCUAUUUCAAACGGAAAUUACGGAUAA